This is a messenger RNA of Acanthisitta chloris (rifleman), 1892 nucleotides long. Its product is annotated as collagen alpha-1(III) chain-like. Lineage: Eukaryota; Metazoa; Chordata; Aves; Passeriformes; Acanthisittidae. The annotation marks the transcript as partial. The record is from RefSeq and is a predicted model, not a curated record. The transcript has 4 exons. Gene Ontology annotation, molecular function: extracellular matrix structural constituent.
GGUCCACCAGGCCAGCCUGGUCUUCCUGGUCCUUCUGGUCCUCCUGGUCCAUGUUGUGCUGGUGCUCCUGAUGGUCAGAAAGGUCCAUCUGGCUUUGGGUAUGAAUAUCGAGAUGAGCCAAAAGAAAAUGAUAUCAACCUGGGUGACAUCAUCUCUUCAAUGAAAUCAAUUAACAACCAGAUUGAAAAUAUCAUUAGUCCUGAUGGGUCACGGAAGAAUCCAGCUCGUAAUUGCAGGGAUCUGAAAUUCUGCCAUCCCGAGCUUAAGAGUGGAGAGUACUGGGUUGAUCCUAACCAAGGUUGCAAGAUGGAUGCUAUUAAAGUAUACUGCAAUAUGGAAACUGGUGAAACAUGCCUCAAUGCUAACCCCAGGACUGUGCCAAGGAAAAACUGGUGGACCAGUGCAAACAGUGGAAAGAAACACGUUUGGUUUGGAGAAUCUAUGAAUGGAGGCUUCCAGUUCAGCUAUGGAGAUCCUGACCUUCCAGAGGAUGUUUCAGAAGUCCAGCUGGCCUUCCUCCGCAUCCUCUCCAGCCGUGCCUCCCAGAACAUCACCUACCACUGCAAGAACAGCAUUGCCUACAUGGAUCAAGCCAGUGGAAAUGUUAAAAAAGCCCUGAAACUGAUGAGCUCUACAGAAAGUGAGAUCAAGGCUGAAGGAAAUAGCAAAUUCACAUAUGCUGUUCUGGAAGAUGGCUGUACUGAACACACGGGUGAAUGGGGCAAAACAGUCUUUGAAUACAGGACACGCAAGGCAAUGAGGUUGCCUGUGGUUGACAUUGCACCUAUAGAUAUUGGUGGUCCUGAUCAGGAAUUUGGCGUGGACAUUGGCCCAGUCUGCUUCUUAUAAACCAAAAUUCUGCUCUUUCUGAAACCCAAGCAAACAGAUUCACACUCCAACUGUGCUCCUUUGUUUUAGCCUUGUCAGCUAGUACAGGUGACCAUCUGUAUCCCAGUUAUUUAUUAACAAAAUUUCUGGGGGAAAAAUUAAUUUGAUACAAAGGGUUGUUGGUUGUUUUUUUUUUUGCUAUUACACAAAAUACAGUAAAAAUGCUUUUUUUUUUUUUGCUCUUUUUUUUUUUUACCAAAUUCCAUCUUUUAAAUAUGUCUCCGUGGUGCUAUAAUACAACACUUCAACACUUAAUAAAACAAUACUGUGUACUAUUAGUUGAAUGUUAGCCAAUUUACAAAGCACUGAUUGCUCCCAGUACCAAAGUUUACCCUUCUUUCUAAGAUGCAGUCCAUAAAGCUAGAAAGACCUCCCUGUUUCAACUACCUCAACAUGGACAGAAACUGGGAUGUGUCUGAUGAGUCAAUCCAAAAAAUCUGUCAAAUCAAGCAAAAUGCAUUGGACCCAGUGGUCAAUUCCAUGGAAUCAUUUGGUACAAAAUUGUCCAUUUCUGUACCGAUUAGCUGUGAAAGGUACAGUGUAUUUUCAGAGUUUAAUACCUUAAUGUCAGUAGCCACCAUGUUUUACUUGUUGGAUUGUAUUCUGCUGUCAAAGGUGCUUCUCUACUUUCCUGUCAUUGCUGGUCAAGACCACUAAAAUUAGGGAAGUGUAAAAGAAUAAUAUGAUGGUGCUAAUGUAUUUUUCAGUCCUAAGUCUGCAAGUCAGGGUUAUUGACUUGCUUAACAAACCAAAAAGGUAAAGGAUUUAAAGCAGUUGUAAAUGUCUCCUGUCAAAGAUUGUCAUUGGCAUGUCAUAGUUGAGAACUUUCUCCCUUCACUCUGUAAAAGUCAAUAAAGAUGAGAAAUUGUGAAUUUCUUCCGUCACGUUAACACAUUUAUAGUGUUGAAGGUUAACCAUCUUUGUAAGCUUUUAUAUGGUUGUUGGUCUAUUCCUUACAGAGACACAUAAUAAAAUAUCUUAAUAAAACUCCUUGUUUCAUAAAA